This is a messenger RNA of Melanotaenia boesemani (Boeseman's rainbowfish), 4921 nucleotides long. It is a transcript of the gene mpzl1l, whose product is annotated as myelin protein zero-like 1 like. Bases 62 to 898 code for a protein of 278 amino acids. The transcript is spliced from 6 exons. NCBI's taxonomy places the organism in Eukaryota, Metazoa, Chordata, Actinopteri, Atheriniformes, Melanotaeniidae. The record is from RefSeq and is a predicted model, not a curated record. Gene Ontology annotation, cellular component: focal adhesion; cell surface; membrane.
UCACAGAAACUAGCAGUGCCAUUGGACCACUCUGGGAACUACUCCUGUUUACAACAACAUAAUGGAGCCCAAAUGCUCGAAUACCGUUUGCAGGCGUAUUUUAUUAACCGAGUUUAUGUUAUAUGUCGUAUUAGGAGCCAACCAGGUGUCCACGAUCGACAUCCAUGCCGACCCUGAAGUGGUCGUACAGAACGGCACGACGGGAGUCUUACGAUGCACCUUCAAGUCCAGCGAAGUCGUCAGCACCAAAACCUCGGUGACCUGGACUUUCCAGUCUAGUCAGCCUGAUCACCAGUUCUCCAAAGCUCCAUACGUGAUUUACUAUUUUUCCAAUGGGGAAGGAUAUCCAGGACAAGAAGAGUUCAAAAACAGAGUACAGUUCAUUGGUGACAUCAACAAGAGGGACGUCUCGAUACAACUGAGUCCGGCUCAGUUCAGCGACAACGGCACCUUCUUCUGUGACGUGAAGAACCCACCUGACGUGAAGGGUACUCAGGCCCGAACAGAGCUCAGAGUUGUUCUCAAAGAGUCUCUUCCUCAAGCCAACACUGCCAUUAUAAUCGGAGCCGUUUGUGGUGCUUUACUCGUGCUCGUCAUCAUCGCUGUCGCCGUCUGCUUUGUCAUAAGGGUGCUCCAUAAUCGCCAUGAUUAUGAAGGAUGUACAACCUCGGAAAGCUUGAGCUCUCCGGUUCCUCAGCCACGAAAGAAGGUGGAGUCUGUCUCCAGGUGUACCAGCCCCUCGGGUCCUCUGCAGGUAGGAGCUGGGGGACAGAGAAAUCCACUGGCUGCCACCAUUCCAUCGGGCCCGGUGAUAUACGCCCAGUUGGAUCACUCAGGCAGCAAAAACUCCUUCCAUAAGAUGGAACCGGUGGUCUACGCUGAUAUUCGGAAAAACUGAAGAUGGGGACCAAAACCAAUAAAAAAGAAACAAAAACUAAAGUAUGAAACCUCUAUCAGCUGCUCUUGGGAAGGGUGGGAAUAUUUCAACAGGGACAGAAAUGGUGCAGUUUAUCUCUUUUUUUUCUUCUAUUUUCUCCUCUGAAAGCAUGAAGCUGUUAGAAAAUGUCUCUACAUGCUUUUUUGUAAAGACAAAAAAAACAACAAAAAAAACAAGAAAACACUUCGUAUCAGCCUUGAGUUUGUUCUCCAGUACAGGGAUUACAAUAAAAAAUGAGAUUGUCUUCAUGGAUAUCAUUCCAACUGUAAAAUAUUUAAUUUAUUAAUCCUUGAAGUCUCGUGCCCCCAAAAAAGUAAAAGUUCUGCAGACUGUUGCACCAACUUGGCAAAAGAUGCAUUAAAGUGUAACCUAGGCCAAAUUAUAAACUCUUUGCUGUUAGGAAAUGUUGUAGAAGCUGGGGUUUGAUCAGAGUGUGUCAGUGUUUCACAUGCAACAUGCUGCAGAGUCCCUUCCUCCAACUUAGAGACUGUGCUGCACUGUUCAGAUGUAAGGGGAUGUAUUCAGUCAGUUUUACUUCGACAGCAUUUAGAUGCUCCUGUCGUUCAGUUUUCCUUCUUCAUACUCAGUUUGUAUAAACGGGGGGCAACAUUUCACCCUUUCUCUUUCAGAUAAAGUGAGAACCAGAUGUGUAAAAACAUCACAUUAAAUGUUGUUAAAAGUACUUCAAACCACGAUGGCUGAAACCUAAACCUACUGGAAGGAUCUGGCUCUUUCAGUAUUUGGGGGAGUUUGGGGGACAUGAACUUUAAUUAACAGAAAUAUGUUUCUAGUAUAUCACUGCAUGUUGUUAUUUUAGUAUGCAAAUAUUAUGCAAACAUAACACAUACAACAUUUAACGGUGUGGGGAGCUACAUUCUAGUAAGUGUAAAAAUAAGUUGACUAAUUAAAUAUUUGAUAGUUUUUGUCCAGACUGAAGUUGAAUGAAAGAUUUAAGCCAAAAACAGUGGGGAAGAGGACAUUUUUGUCCGCUAAUGCCCUGAAAGGGUAGUAAAUUAACACCAUACGUCAAUCAUGUGCAGCACAGUCUCAGUUACAACAAAACGCCACAGAUGUCUGUAAUAAUGUUUGGUUUUCUGGCUGCUCGGCUUCAAACUGAUGUCAUCACCCAGCUGAUGUAACGGCUCCACCUGGAUGUUUAUUUUGGUGGCCGUUUGGUGCUAAGCAGGACUCAAACCUGCACACAGCUGGUGCAGCAGUCUGCAGACGAUUCUUCUCUACGGAGAGUCCUCCAUUAGUGAUCUUGUUUUCCUAUGAAGUCUUAUGACGUAGAGCUAGUUUUUACAUUCCCUCAGUAACUGCAUGCAGUUGUAAUAACUUAGAAAAUAAAGCUGGUACUCCUUACUCAGCUAGUUUUUGCUCAGAAGCCGCCUGACGUCGUGUUACUGUGAAUGCUUCAGCUCUCUGUGAACUUCUGGCAUGUCGUCGUGGUACCUUUAAAGACAUUUACUCCCCCCCCCAAUGAUUUUCACCUCAGUGGAACACCAAAUGUCUGUUCAUUUAAAAGAUUUUCAGCCCGUCUGUGUUUUGUUAAACACAUGGACAGAGCUGCUUGUCCUCACUGCCUCUCUUUAAUCAUGUUUCUCCUUUUUGAAGCACAUUAAAAAUGUUCAACUGAGGUGAAAUAUCUUUUUUUUAGAGACUGGGAAAUGUCAUUUAUGAAACAAAUACAACGUUUGCAUGCAAUUUACUAACACAACCGUUAUAACAAUAAUAACUUUUUUUUUUGUUAAUCCAUGUAUAAUGUCUACCUUUUUCACUAAAGGGCCAAAUAUCUGCUAUCAACAUUUUUUUCCAGAUAGUUUUAAGCUUUAAAUGCAUUCCACAUUCUUAUUUCUUUGUCUUAAAGCAUUUUAAAGCCAAAUUUCUGUCAUGGUUUUGUUUAUUUUGUCGUGGUUUUGUUCUGUUAGAGAAUGAUAUUUGUGUUGCAGUCAGUCUGAAAGCCUCCAUAUUGUGACUCAAUGCAGUAAAUGUCCACACUGACAGAGUCUCUUGCUCAUCGGUUAAAAUCUAGUGCUGUUUACUGUAACUCAUUCCAGUGUUUGUAUGGCGUUGGAUGUCUUUCCAGAGGAGGACGGUAGUUUGCUGUAGAGGUGGAGAAAGUUGUUUAAUGUUUUCACUCGAGUCUUAAUUCUUUUUGUGCGCAGCGCCUGCAGGAGGUUUCGAGUUUUUUUCCUUCAAAUUGUUUCAAAUUGAUGCCUGCUUCAGCCAAACAAAACCCAAACUUCAGCUCCAGGUUCGUUUUAAAACCUUUGAACUGAGCUUAGAUGCUGUAAAUCUCCAGAACGGACUUUUUAUCUGGACUAGUGGAAGGACAGGUCACAUUGCUGCCUUUUAAAUAAAAAAAAAGACUAAAAGUUGAUCUCAGCUUAAAUAGAAAACCUUCACACUAUCACACUUCUUCUGAUGGCUUCACCUAAAAUUUUAAGAUUAAUGCCUGUGACAGACCUCAUCUGGAGGAAUUUGCAGGUGAAUGAACAGGGAGAUGUCAGAAGUGGCAACAUGGAGGAACGUUUUCCUGUUGUCUCUCCUCAGAUUCAUAUCUCGUUUCCUGACAGUGUUUUAUCAUCAGGAUUAAAUGCAGGGUUGCAAAAGACUUUUUUUUCCCCUCCUAUAAGACUCAGAUGUGAAUGCAACAAAACAGUUUAAUUUUGUAUAUGGCUUAUUCCAGUUCAGGGUCGCAGGGAAUUUCAUUUUUUUUUUUUUUAUUUAUUCUUCUUUAUUAAAGACCAGCUGGAAAAUUAUCUCUCAGCAUUUAACCAUUCCUAGUGGCUUGGAGCAGUGGGCUGCCAGAUUUCAGCCCUCAGGAAGCAGCUGGGGGUUAAGGGCCUUGCUCAGAGGCCCACAUUGGUUUACCUUAGCUGCCAGCCCAGGGACCCUUGAACCUAGAUUCUCCAGACAUGUAACAUUUUCCUGAUGAGGAUUUAAUGUAUGGCCGUGAAUGUGACUGAAAAAACGCACAUGUAUUAUGCCUUCACCUGGACCUGCUGGGUCCUCGUGGAUUUUUUAUGAACCAUAAAAGCCUGAAAGUGUGCUGCCAUGAGGGCUGAAAGCUCGUCACACACCCGAAAUCUAAAUCUGAUUAGACUCACUACAGAUAGAUGAAUGAUGGACUUCCGUUAGCUGUUUAAACCGUUAAUUUGAGAUCAUUACCCUGAAAUCCAGUCAGAAAAGACUUAGGGUUGUGUAGCAAGUUUCUUCCUGUGAUGACAAAUAUUUAAUAAUUCCUACCUUCUGUCUGACUGAAGUGAAGAAAUGUUCAUUUGUGUCCAUUUUGACUCGGCUCUGUGCAGGCGCUGUGUCAUCUUCCACCUUUACUGUCCAACCUUCUUGUUGUUUUCUUUUUGUUUUUCUGCUCAGCAGCAAUGCAUUUCAACGUACUGGACGAACUAAAGAAUAAGACAGCAAUGUGUGAUACGGACAAGCCAUUAACUGCUGGUCGCUUUGCUCCUAAUCGUGACUUGUUGCAGUGUUUUCGUGCUGUUUGUAGAAAUCGUGAUGUUGAAUAUAAAUUAUGAACGAUUCCCGAUUCGACCGAGCUCAAACGGAGCGUUCGGUGGUUCCAGUGAACAGGGUCCACUGUCCACUCGGGACGAGUCUUAAAAGUGCGUGCUUAGUGUACUUUUGAUGGUAAAUAGUUGUUUGUUAUUUGCGAAUUGUUUAAUAUGUUAUGUAAAACCUGCACUAUGUCUUGCAUAUCAGAGACAACACAUGCCCUGUGGUUAUGUUUUUGUUUUGUUUUGGUUCAUCUCUGAAUGAUCUUGGCCUCUGUUUGACGUCUUUAAAACUGGAAUGUUGUACAUUUAGUGCCUUUACAUUUCAUCAGCUAACUUGAACAAAUGCUCGAAAUCAAAAAGAUAAGAUUCAUUUAUUUUCCUUUUAUUGUAUGUAUUUUUUUAUUAACAUAAUAUCACCUCUGUAUCCACUGUUCAAAUUUUAUAUAUAAAACCUACUCCUGGCCAAAUA